This is a messenger RNA of Zea mays, 1261 nucleotides long. RefSeq lists its product as uncharacterized. NCBI's taxonomy places the organism in Eukaryota, Viridiplantae, Streptophyta, Magnoliopsida, Poales, Poaceae. Bases 351 to 827 code for a protein of 158 amino acids. The record is from RefSeq and is a predicted model, not a curated record. The transcript has 3 exons.
GGUUUGUUAAACAAAACCAGGCCGGGUGUACGGUCGGAACAGAAAUUCCUAGAGCUAGCUCUCCUCUCGGCUUGCUUUGACUGCAUAUCCAUCCAUCCCUAGCAUACCAUAUACCUAGGUCACUACUACAAGCAUUGGAUCGUUUUCCUUCUCUAUAAAAACCACACAACCCCCCACGACGCGCCUCCUCUCCGAUGCUCUCUCUUCUCUUCAACAAAUUCUUCUUCCUAGCUUGCAACUAAGGGCAUAUAUCACACACACACACACACGCGCGCGCACACAGAAAAACAACCACACAAGGGAGCAAUCGAACUGAUGUAUGCGUAGUUUGCAGGGAGAAACUUCACACCAUGAUGAGCUGCACCAGAAGAACGAGUGCGAUGAAUCUUGUUGUAGUUACCUUGCUCAUCGUUUCCUUGCUCACUGUUCACCUCCCCGCCGUCGCCUGUGCCCGGCAAGUUGCCGUGCUAAACCCAUACAAGAAUGAACUGGACAACAGAGGAAAUAAGAACCUCGGCGCGGCGUUGGCGGCCACCGCGUCAACCGACGACGACGAUGGUUUAGCUGCCAGCGGCAAGGUGUUCCCAGGGCGGAAGCUCGGUGCGCCGAACAAAGAGGGAACCAAAGCCACCGUGGGAGCGACAACGACGACUUCGGCAGCAGGCUCACGGCCGCGGACGGUGAAGAUGCGCGCAGCGGCGAGGCACGGCGGCGACGAGGCCACCGAGAUGUACGACAUGCUCAGGAGGGACUACACAUCCAAGGCGAACCGCCGCCGGCCCAUCAACAACGGGGCCACGCCGCUGCAGGUGAAUAAGAAGCCCUAGCUGCCUAGAGAUUAGCUACCACUGUGAGCUGUAGCCUGUACGUAAUAGCUAGCUUCCCCCGUCCCCGGCGUGCUCUCAGUCUCGGGCAUGGCAUGGCAUGGCAUGAGUAGUUCGGUACAUAUAGCUAGAGGCCGGCUUUAGUUGCUAGUCCUGGUAGAUUAGGAAGGUUUAUACACUUAAUCGCCCAUAUGGAAUAAUGUCCUGGCUUGUGCCCAGCCUUAAUCUAGCCUUCAAGCUGGACAUCCUGUUUAGCCCAGACUGCAACAGCAUGGACCGUUCAUGUGCAGUGCAGACGGGCAAUUUUGUCACUGGUGUUCAUGCUUGAGGAUAGAUGCCAUGUAGUAUAUACAUCUGCUUUAGUAUCAGGUCGCAGAUGUGCUUAUUUGCUUGUAAUAGUUUCAGUGAUUUACAUGUAUGCGCACCAUUUUACUGCA